AUUUGGUGACACUGAAGAGCGAGGUGUUAACAAUAUCUGCUUUCAAAGGAGAAGAAAUACCCAUAAUACAGCAGAAAGUGGUGUAGUGCAUGCUCUGGACAGCUAGGUAAAUUUUCUUGAUAUUCUGCUAAGAACAAAUAUUUGAGGACCUGUAUGUAUUUUGAUUGUCCUUUGAAUAUUAAUCUACAUUUGCCUCAUUAUUUCAAAGUUUGUUGAUAGUUUGGGUAAACGAUGGCUCAGCUCCAGCAAGGAGGUCCAGAUGAAAAAGAGAAGACCACUGCAUUAAAGGAUUUAUUGUCUAGAAUAGACUUGGAUGAACUAAUGAAAAAAGAUGAGCCACCACUUGAAUUUCCUGAUACUUUGGAAGGAUUUGAGUACAUUUUUAAUGAAAAAGGGCAAUUAAGACACAUUAAAACUGGGGAGCCAUUUGUUUUUAAUUAUCGUGAAGAUUUGCAUAGGUGGAACCAAAAGCGCUAUGAAGCCCUUGGAGAGAUCAUUACUAAAUACAUUUAUGAACUACUGCAGAACGAAUGCCACUUGAAGAAAGUAACUCUUCCAGUUGAUGCAGUUGAGUCUGAACCAAAGAGCUUUAUCUUUAUGAGUGAAGAUGCAUUAGUAAAUCCUGACAAGCUGUUGGUCCUAAUUCAUGGUAAUGGUGUUGUCAGGGCUGGUCAGUGGGCUAGGAGACUCAUAAUUAAUGAAGAUCUGGACAGUGGAACACAGAUACCGUACAUAAAGAGAGCUAUUGAGGAAGGCUAUGGAGUAAUAGUUCUGAAUCCCAAUGAGAACUAUAUUGAAAUUGAGAAGACCAAAGCCCAAGUACAGCUGUCUUCUGAUAUCUCAGAUGAACCUGCAGAAAAGAGAGAAAGGAAAGAUAAAAUCCAGAAGGAAACAAAGAAGCGACGUGACUUCUAUGAAAAGUAUCGAAAUCCACAAAAAGAAAAAGAAACUAUGCAGAUCUAUAUUAGAGAUAAUGGCUCUCCUGAAGAACAUGCGAUUUAUGUUUGGGACCAUUUUAUUUCCCAGUCAGCUGCAGAGAAUGUGUUUUUUGUUGCUCACAGUUAUGGUGGACUUGCCUUUGUAGAGUUGAUGAUUCAACGAGAGGCAGAAGUAAAGAAUAGGGUAACUGCUGUGGCGUUGACAGACUCAGUUCACAAUGUGUGGCAUCAAGAAGUUGGGAAAACUAUUCGAGAGUGGAUGCGAGAGAACUGCUGUAACUGGGUGUCCAGCUCCGAGCCCCUGGACACAUCAGUGGAGUCCAUGCUGCCAGACUGUCCCCGUGUCUCUGCAGGUACAUCCAUUUGUUUGCAGUACAGAACGCCAUGAACUAACUUCUUGGAAGAGUUUUCCAUCUGUUUUCAAAUUCUUCAGUGAGGCUGUAAAGGCGAAGAACAGCUUGGUGAAACCAACCCAAACACGGCGCUCCAACAGGAUAAAAUAUGAAGAAUUUUAAAAGGAGGGGAAGAAAAAACCCACCACCACCAAUGUCUUUGCUGCUUGUUUUCUGCAAGGAGUCUCCCAGCCCCUCAUUAGAUUGUUUUCUUCCUAGAGCACAGGGUCGUGAUGUAUACAUCUAAAUAGCGUUUUGCAUUAUUUCUAGAUGAGUGCAACUGUCAAAGCAAUAUGGGUUCACUGGUUGUGCUUCCUGUGGACUGUAACUUGGAUUUUGUGCUGCCCAUCAGAGUGCAGAUUAAGGCUGACAGUGGUACUGCACAGUGCAGCAUGGUGCAGCUCUAAUUGCCCUAGCAUAGCCCUGCACCAAGUUGAUGCCAGAAUUUAACAGCUUCUUUGCAGUCCUGUUGCCUGCAGGAUAUUUUGCAGUUUCCUUUUUUUUUGAGACAGAACAAAAUACAAAUUACUCUUUUCUAAAACACGGACCUGACUCAAACAUGUUAACCAGCCUAUGAUUUUACACCUAGUAGCCUUCUCUUUCUCUGGGACCAAGUGGAAUUGACUUCUAACUCUCUCAUUUUUCUGCUGUCAAGAGUGUCCAAGAAGUUUGGCCCAGAAUUCUAAAAAGGCUCCAUUGUUGAAGAGAUUUUCUCUUGCUAGAUCAACGGCUUUAUCUGUAGAUCUUCUCUUCCUUUGGAAAGCUCUACUUAAAAAAAUGCUUUUCUUUAACAGGCUGGAUCACACUGUGAAAUAUGACA
Messenger RNA from Pyrgilauda ruficollis (rufous-necked snowfinch), 2150 nucleotides. RefSeq names its product family with sequence similarity 172 member A (gene ARB2A). Gene Ontology annotation, biological process: regulatory ncRNA-mediated heterochromatin formation. The coding region runs from base 232 to 1326 and encodes 364 amino acids. The record is from RefSeq and is a predicted model, not a curated record. Lineage: Eukaryota; Metazoa; Chordata; Aves; Passeriformes; Passeridae. Gene Ontology annotation, molecular function: siRNA binding. Gene Ontology annotation, cellular component: nucleus. The transcript has 13 exons.